GUUUAUUUAGUUCGUUUCUUAUCUGUCUCAGGUUACAUUCUCUUUGGCACAAUUUGGCACAAAUCAUGAUUGAUUUUUGUCGCGAAGUUCUCUGAAAUCCCCAGCUGUUCGGCUGCAUCAGCUGCACUGCGCCUGUCUCAACUGGAUGCACUCAUCAUACCUCGCCCGAAUUUUAUUUUAGUCAUCAUGGAAGCCCCUGUAGACGAAAGGAUUACGGACGAAAUUGAAGCUUUACAAGCUAUUUUAAUGAACGAUGUUGUGGUUAAAAAAGUGGGAAAUGUACCCAAUAUAAUAGAAACAGUAGUACAUCCGUCCACUGGAGACGAUGUUGAUCAGCAGUACGUGUGUGUGACUCUCGAGGUGAUGCUGACGCCGGAGUAUCCAGACUCAAGUCCGCAGGUGACCCUCAGGAACCCCAGAGGACUUAGCGAGGAACUCCUGACCACCAUUCAUUCACAAAUCAGGAAUAAAUUGAAGGAUUGUUUAGGCCAACCUGUGAUCUUUGAGCUUAUUGAGUUGAUUCGAGAGUACUUGACUCAGAAAAACUUGCCGAGCGGUCAAUGUGUGAUUUGUCUUUAUGGGUUCACGAAUGGGGAUGUGUUCAUCAAGACCCAAUGUUACCACCACUUCCACAACCAUUGCCUGGCCAGUCACCUUAUUGCUGACAAGAAAAAUUAUCAGGAGGAGUUUGAUAAGCUGCCCAAUUGGAAGCAAAUGGAGGAACCGCCGUAUCAACAAACUUGCCCGGUAUGCCGCUGCAAAAUGUCAUUUGACGUUGAAACGUUGAAGAAAGCACCGCCACCAGUUGAGUCGACGACCGCAGCGCCUUUCAUCCUCACUACUGAUUUAAAGGCGCUGCAAAUUGGUUUUUCGAAGCUGCUGGCAUACCAGGCGUCAAGGGGCGGCGUCAUCGGCAUCGGGGACAAUGAACCACCGCCGCUCACUCUGACGUCCUCCUCGGAUAAUGAUAAUGCCAGCAGCAACGGUUUGGCGAGCACGUCGCAGGAGCGCCGCGCCGACCCCGCCGCCCCCGCCGCCGCCCCCGCCACCGCCGACGGACACGCGCCACCCACUAACUACCGCGGACUUUACAGGGGCUUCCGCCGCAACACGACGGGGCGGCGCGGGCGCGCUGCGCGGUGACCCGCGCGCCGCUCCGCCGCUCCCCCCGCCGCCUAGCCGCCAGCCGACACACCCGCCCUCAUGCGCCUCCCACACCCCCCACACCUCCCUCCGCCCGCGCUCACCGGUAUCGGGUGUGUGCAUCUCUAUACUCAAAUAUCGAUAACUGCUCAUAUCGAUCAUUUCAUUAUCGAUAUGCAAAAUUGUAUCAUUUAUUCGUAUUUUACUGAUCGAGAACCUAUUCUGUUUUUCCGACGUGGGUGGCGAUUGGCGAUAUUGUUUUUCAACUUUAAUCAUUAUCGCGAUUUUGAGCCGUUAAAACCUUAUCGAUACUUUCAUAAAACAAUAUCGAUUUGGAAUUUUGUACAUAAAGCUGUAAAAUCUGUGCACGUUAAUAUGUACACUCCGUGUUGUAAGGCAUCGAUUCGAAUUAUUGAUAUUUUAAAAAUAUUAUAUAAUCGAAUCGAUGGCAUUGAAAUUUUAGACAAUCGAAACGUAUCAUUAGAAUCAAAAUUACCGUUAAAUUCUAAGAUGAUCGAUUUUGUUCGUCAUCCAUAUUUUUGCCAACUCGUGCGCACGAGUUUAAAAGUAUUGAUAUGUGAUAAUUGUUACGUAAGUCGGUAUGAGAAUGCUAAGUCGAUGUGUGAGCACAUCCAAAUAAAAAAUUACCUUUCGAGACUGACGAUAUACCUAUCUUUCUAUACACCUAUACAUUUAUUAAGUAUUUUACAUGUAUUUAUACUCCUAUUGUGCCAUAUCUAUUGGACCAUCGCUAUAUUAUAGUAUUCGCCAAAUCGAUAUUUUUCAUUCUUUAUAUUUUUUACUUAGCUUAAUUCUUACUGUGUUGUAAAUCUCCUUUCAGAUGUUCCGGUUUAAUAGAUUCCUAUUUACUUAUUACAUAAAUAAGAUAAGAGAAUAUUAAGUUACUGGACAACAAUACUUAGUUGAUUCUUAAAAAAAAUCGUACGCACUAUAUACUUAGCCAAAAAUGGCGGUAUAGUUAUAACAUCCUCAGAGGGAAUUUUUUUUUACCUCUGUUAUAAAACCUAAUGUUAGGCCCCAUAAAAAACGUUUUUUUACAACAUUUUAUUUUGUGUAAUCCAUAUUUUUUUUAUUUGAAAAAUUCGAAAGUCAACAGAAAACUUAUUUCACUCUUCCAAACUACAAUAUUCAAACGUGUUCCCCCAUAAAAGUAAAACGGUCUGCCCAACUCAACGAAUAAAAGUAACAAAUUCAGUACAAACUUAAAUCACGUAGUUUUAAGUCUUCAAGUAUUGCUCAAUUGAAUUUGAUAAGUUAAAAGUACUGAUUUGCCAUAACUAGCAUUUAUACUUUUAUACGAUAUAAAUGAUUAUAUACAUUGACGUAUAUUCUAUAGACACGAACGUCCAUAUAAAUUAUUUGUUCAAUAUCUGAACUAAAAUGGCAACCAAAACGUCACUGUUAUAACCUAUUUAUUAACUUGAACAACAAAUAAUUUCACUUAUUUGAAUAAUAUUUUUUAUUCAAAUCCAGGUUUACACUUAGACUCGAGUUCUUAUAUUAUGAGCGCCACUCCGUACACAACCACAAGCUGUCAAUAUUGACCAUACUAAAUACAGUUUGAAUGGAUUGCAGUUCAAUUCAGUUGAACCCAGUGAACGUUCGGAACGCCAAAUCUAGUACAUAGUACAUAUAUAUUAUCGAUGAUGACAUAUUGCAUCUGGAAGGGAUGAACACGUAGGCGCGUCCAUAUGGCUUGGUUAAGUACCUUCCGCCCUUCUAUUUUUUAUUUAAAAAAAACUAAUAAAAUCGUCAGUCGUAAGAAAUAAAACAAUUAUCGGGGAUUCUGGUAUUUAAAAUUGGUUUUGUGAGAUUUUUGAGUCCAAAUGAAAUUCACGAGAAGGCGUAUUGUCGUACAAAAUUCAUUUACAGUUGGUUCAAAAUUCAUAAAGAAAUAAUUGUCAGUUUUAAUUGUAAUGAUCUAGUGCUAUUUACGUACAAGAUUUUACAGCUUAUGUCCCAAGACUGUACUAGCUUAUCGACGUGGUUACUGGAUAUUUGAGGGAUUGUAAAGUGGCAGUCACCCACUUGCCCUUAUGACGAAAAAUCAGUACUAUCUUAAAAAAACUGAUGUAUAUUUUGAGUUAAUUACUAGUGCCCGGCUGAAGCUUCGGCUUCGGUCGCCUUCGGCCAAAUAAACACUGUCGUAACUUCAGACUUGACGGCGUAUUUUGGCCGAAGAGCCCUAUCAAGCCCCAAAACCGAACAAAAGAAAUAAAUGAAAAGAUUUUAAAAAUUACAAGUUAAUUUUUAUCAUCUCUAGAUCAACUACAGUAUAAAUUUAUUUUUUAAACUGUGUUUUAUUUUAUUAAUUGAGGUAUGUAGCCAAUAAUGAACUAAAUUUCUUUGUGUUUUUAAGUUUUCGGCUUGAGCUUCGGCCUAAUGUGUGUUAUCUAUUAAUCAGCUUCGGUUUCAGCCAGAAAUCGACCUUCGAUCGGACACUACUAAUUACGUAAUUUAAUUUCUUUUUAAUUAACUUAAAUUUUUUUCUAACCCUUUCCGUGCAGCUGACGUCAUAACACGUCCACCUGUAAUUACUAGAUGUAAUGUUACAGGUGUCGCCUAUGUAUUAUAAAAUCGGAAUAGUAAUUAGUAAAUCAUGAUACAGGGCAGCAUUGGAAAGAGUUAGAAAAAAACAUGAGAUAAAAACGCACAAUACCCGAUACAUACGGUUGUCUGCAAAGUUAAUUUUUAAUGAUAUAAUCAUUAAGCUUGGUGUGGUUAGCAAAAAUAAAUUAUAUGUAUCAAAAGUCUCGUUAUAUCCAGGCGAAUUUAUUUUCUUUCCUAAUGAUUCACAAAGUUUUGUUUCCACAAAAUAACUUAAGUUAUAGUCUGUUCAGAAAGAGAACCGUCGUGACCCAAAUAUGAACUAACUUUCGAUUUUUACAUAGCAACACUUCCCCGCCAUUUGGUAAAUGUUAAACUCAUUGUCAUGUCGUAUUGCUUUGUUAUAAAUGAUCUUGCGUGUUGUUUUUAGGGAUUUUUGUAUAGAAACAUACUAGAAUUGAACAAAAGAGGUAGUUAAGCACAGUAGCGACCUCAAAUCUCACGACGAUUCUCUUUCUGAACAGACUGUAUACAUUGUUUUUUUGUCAUUGUGUGGGGUGGGAUGGAGAGGUUCUGCUAUUGAUACGUAAUUCGUUCCGCUCCCGGCGAUAUUAGGAUCACAUUAUCAACCCUCCAUAUUUCGAUGGCUCCUAAGUAAAGUGUCGUAUCUGCGAAAAAAAUCGAUAUUCCCUUUUCCGUUUCGUUAUGUAGGUACGAUUUACUACCAAAAUCCAUGAAAAAAAGUUAGUAAAUGAUUGUUAAUGAAGUGUUUUUUCGUUUAUUAACUUUUGAAUGAAAUAGGUUUGGUAGUAAACAUAACGAAACGCUAAAAUGUGAAUAUCGGAAUUUUUUAAAUACGACUGUUUACUUAGGAGCCAACUAUUUAUAAGUUAUUUUUGUUCAUUAAAAUAUUUGCGCAUAUAAAUCAAGUAAAUAAACGUCCCAGAAUAAUGAGUUAAUAAUAUUCCUUAUUAUUAAUAUAUUUAUUUAAAACACUCGCCAGGUAAUCGCAUUUAGUUAUAUCAACGCUACAAGCACAAUUUUAUCUUGACUUCUGAGGUCGCGAAGGCGGGACAAAACAAUAUAAAAUCCAAAAAAAAAAUAGUCGUUCAUUGUACUCUUAGUAUAAGACAUGCGUCUGUGACCAUCCUAGUCAAACCCCGUAGUGUUCCCACAUAUUUAACGUGAAUAUUGGUGUCACAUUGUAUCAAAUUUUCAUGUUGUUUUGACAAAUUGUCGCUUAAUACUUCUAUCAUAUCAAGAAUUUUAAACAGAAAUAUGCAGAUAGAAACUUCCAAGAACGUUUAUAACCUACAGUACUAAUUGAAUGAUGUUUUAUAUUAGCCGAUAGUUUGUAUAAAUUCAGCCCUUUGAAAGCCUCGGUAGCAUAGUUGUAAUUGCACACGGUACAAGUACGACUACCACACUGAGGUUUUGGUUCGAAUGCCGGGUCAGGUUAUAAAAACAAUUGCGAUUCGGUUUUUUCUUUCAUUUUAUAAAUUACUCAGUCCCACCUCUGAGUCAGGAAGUUGGUGUGAUACCUCCAUGCCUCGGAAAGCGCGUAAAACCAUUGGGUCCUGCGCCUGAUCCCUCUGCGGUUAUGUCGGAUUGACGUCUCACCGGACUAUGAGAGUGUAGGAACGGACAGGGCACCUGUGUAUUGCGCACACUAAAUAUCCUGCAUACUUGGCUUAUCUCCGUUGAGAUUGGCCGUCGUGGCCCAAAUUCUGCUAGGAACGCAUCAAAUUCAGCCCAAUAAAAUAUUAAAAUAUAAUUGUAAUAAGCGACAAGUUGAAAAAACAACAUUAUCUUUAUUGUAUAGAAUAGAUCACAUUUAUUUAUUCAUAAGUGUUUCAUUGACAUAUUUUAGUUAACCCUUCCCGUGCGGCUCUAUCAUUAUAUCACGUCACUUUAUGUAGUGAAUAUGUAUUGACGUAAUUAUCCGUCAUGCUAAUCCAUUAUUAACACGCAAAAAAAUAUUCAUCGUAAUGCCACAUGGGAAGGGUUAAGAAUGAAUAUUCUUAUAUUGUUUUUGAUAUUCAAUUUUAUUUGUCUUUGUGUUGUUUUAGAUUUAUUAUUGAAAUGUCAAGUGUGUGUUAAUUUAUUACUUAAAUAUUUAUUUAGGUUUAUUUGUAUUUUUCCACGCGGUGGCGAGAGACGACGGAAUGAUAAAAUUUUACUUGGUGUAAUUUUUGUUGUUCGUGGUGUUUUUGUAAAUUAUAUUUUGAGACACCGACAUUAGGCCCCAUUUUCUGUGAUUAUAAUGGCAACGUUAGGAGACGUCAAAAUGAAAUGGGGUGUAUUAGUAAAAGUACUCAACUAACAAUUUAAGGUGUAGUUGUUUUUUUUUUAUUAUAGAAUCUCUUGCAGUUUGCAUUUAAUAUAAGAAAGCCGAAUGACUGAUUUAUUAUAAAGUAGGGUCUAUUCCAGUUUUAGAUAAACCAGCAAUGUUCAGAGUGAUUGACUGGGGCCUUACCCCUCUUUGUGAUGGGAGGGGCAGUGCCUUACUGGUAUGUUUGACGCUUGUUUUGGAAGAAUAGGUGUUAUGUUUUGAGUGGAAAAACUGGAAUUUUUAUUUUUUAAUAUCAGGGCUGCAAGCACAUUGUCAAAAGAAAGGGUUAAGGAUACGAAGUCCAAUUAUUUUGGGUAGGGUAGGAAUUUACUGGUGGUAGGUCUCUAAUAUGUGAGUCUGCCGGGUAGGUACUACCGCUAUGUCUAUUUCUGCCACCAAGCAGCAAAUUAUAGUCACUGUUAUGUUCCGGUUUGAAGGAUACUGUAGCAAGUGUAAACUACUGGACAUAAUAAGACUCAACAUCUCAUGUCUUAGGAUGGCGAGCGCAAUGGAAUAUCAAACAAUACUUUGUAAUUCGAAGUGUUGGAUGGUGUUUCUACUGUUUAUGGGCGGUCGUAUCGCUUACCAUCAGGCGAACGGCAAGCAUUUCUCGUCAUUCAAAGCAAUAAAAAAAGUGUCAAAACAUAAAAAAACACACACAUAUACUAUUAAAUUACUGAUUUGUAUAGCAAUAAUAAAUCGGUGGCGUAGAAACCCUUUCGUGUACGAAUCGUGUGUUUGAAACAAUUAAAUUUAUUUUAAUUGUGUUUUAAAAUAAAUUGUGAAGCCAGCGUUGCGUCAAUAUUUGACCGCUGUAAUAAAAUGGAUGUUAAAAUAAUUUAGAAAGGUAAUAUAAUAUAGGAAAGUAGAUAUUAUUCGGAACAAAUUUGUUGAAGUUAAAGAUCAUUUUCAUUCAAAAGCGAAGGUAUCAAAGCGGUAAUUAUAUUGAAUACCACCAGUCAUUUGGCAGCUUUUUUAUUUUUUUACAAUUACAUUCCACCAUAAUUUAGUUGUGUAAUGUAAAUACAAUGAGUUUUUAUAAAAAUUUUGGAUGAGUGUAAAAGGAAGAUGUGAAGGUACUUAGUAUGUUUUCUUUUCAAUAAUUCGUGAAUUGCAUUGCAGCUUAUAGUGAUAGGAUAUUCAGUAAAUAAAAUAUCAUGGAGUUGUUAUUGGGAUUGGAAUAUGCAAUUAAAAGACAUUGCUCAAGAUUUGAAGCAUUUCCAAUUUUAAGUCAACUUCCAUAUAAUACGCUUCAUAGUUGUUGAGAGCAGGGUUGUCAGUAAUCAUAUGAAAUUGAUCUCCGGAAUAUUCUAGAAAACUGCAUUCGAAUAAAAUUUGACAGAUGCACUCUUGGAUAAAUUAAUUACAAUAAUAUUGACCGUGACAACCCUGUCUCGUUCGUAGUACGCUCAGAUGAAUCAUUCAAUAUUGUGUAUUCGGUACAUUGUCAGUUUUGUAAACGUAAUCUUUAUCUGUAAGUAGGUUUUAAUUAAUAAACUCUUACCAAAGAA
Molecule: messenger RNA, 7554 nt
Organism: Manduca sexta (tobacco hornworm)
Lineage: Eukaryota; Metazoa; Arthropoda; Insecta; Lepidoptera; Sphingidae
Product: E3 ubiquitin-protein ligase RNF25
Exons: 7
Coding region: 187-1143 (318 amino acids)
Biological process (GO): protein ubiquitination
Cellular component (GO): nucleus
Molecular function (GO): ubiquitin protein ligase activity; protein binding
Source: RefSeq, a predicted model, not a curated record